Messenger RNA from Darwinula stevensoni, 1594 nucleotides. The record is from the annotation of a GenBank genome assembly. NCBI's taxonomy places the organism in Eukaryota, Metazoa, Arthropoda, Ostracoda, Podocopida, Darwinulidae.
CAGAGCGAUGGACCACCCGUCGAUGCUGAUUGCGUUCGCCAGCCUGCACUGGAUCGCAUCGGCGUACGAGGUGGAUUUGCAUUGGUACGUGCACAAGGGAGAACGAUACGGCAACGUGUUGCGGGAGGAGCAGUUCUUCGAGUUCCCGGAAUGCAAGGCCGAAUGCAAGAAGCAGGACGGGCGGUGCCACGGCUUCAACUACAGGGAAUCGGACGGCACCUGCGAGCUGUUGCGCCCCGGGGGGAACAGGCUCAUUCCCGCGAACGGGUUCAAUUCGUAUGCUCGAUUCGCGUGCCUGACGGAGUACCCGAAGAUCGCGAAGGCGGAGGAGACCUUCGAGGGCUGGGACGGGGAAUACCCAGCCGCGGAAGGGGGGGUGGUCGUCUUCACCUGCCCUUAUCGCUUCACGGACGGAUAUGCGAAGCACGCGGCCAUCUGCUCCUGCGUGGAGCCGGACGUCUGGUGCACCACGUUCAAGCUGGACGUCCAAUGCAAUCCUGAGUCGAUGAAUCGAGCCACGUGCCAGACGGAGUACCCGACGAUCGCGAACGCGGUGGAGACCUUCGUCGGCUGGGACGGGGAAUACCCAGCCCCGCACGCUGGGAAGGUCGUCUUCACCUGCCCUUCCAACUUCACAGACGGAUUCUCGGAGCACGAGGCCACCUGUUCCUGCUCGGAGCCGGACGUCUGGUGCACCACGUUCAAUCUGGACGUCGAAUGCAAACCUGGGGUCCCGUGCCAGACGGAGUACCCGACGAUCGCGAACGCGGUGGAGACCUUCGUCGGCUGGGACGGGGAAUACCCAGCCCCGCCCGGUGGGAAGGUCAUCUUCACCUGCCCUACCACCUUCACGGACGGAUCCUCGGAGCACGAGGCCACCUGUUCCUGCCUCAAUCGGGAUUACUGGUGCACCACGUUCGCGCCGGAAGAAGUCGAAUGCAAACGCAAGGAUCUAGAAGCAAGGGAUCAUGGUGGGACAAUCACCAUAGCGAUGGACCACCCGUCGAUGCUGACCGCGUUCGCCUGCCUGCACUGGAUCGCAUCGGCGUACGAGGUGGAUUUGCAUUGGUACGUGCACAAGGGAGAACGAUAUGGCAACGUGUCGCGGGAGGAGCAGUUCUUCGAAUUCCCGGAAUGCAAGGCCGAAUGCAAGAAGCAGGACGGGCAAUGCCACGGCUUCAACUACAGGGAAUCGGACGGCACCUGCGAGCUGUUGCGCCCCGGGGGGAACAGGCUCAUUCCCGCGAACGGCUUCAAGGCGUAUGCCCGAUUCUCGUGCCUGACGGAGUACCCGAAGAUCGCGAAGGCGGUUGAGACCUUCGAGGGCUGGGACGGGAAAUACCCAGCCGCGGAAAGGGGGGUGGUCGUCUUCACCUGCCCUUAUCGCUUCACGGACGGAUAUGAGAAGCACGCGGCCAUCUGUUCCUGCGUGGAGCCGGACGUCUGGUGCACCACGUUCAAGCUGGACGUCGAAUGCAAGCCUGAGUAAGAAGAGGAGCCGGAGGAGCAAGAGGAGCCGGAGGAGCAAGAGGAGCCGGAGGAGAAAGAAAUGGAGUGGGAAGAACGACCGCCUCCUUUAUUUUUAAUCCAUUAG